AUGGUGCUUUUGGUCACAGAGCUGGCUGAGGGUGCAGAAGAUUCAGUAACUCUACCAACUUGUCCCAAAGUUGCAGCAGCUCCUUUUCUGGGGGUUGAGUUGUUGCUGCCUCAGCAGGUUGCAUUGCUGCAGUUUCUGGGGGUUGAGUUGUUGCUGCCUCAGCAGGUUGCAUUGCUGCAGUUUCUGGGGGUGGAGUUGUCAUGGCCUCGGCAGGUUGCAUUGCUGCAGUUUCUGGGGGUUGAGUUGUCGUGGCCUCGGCAGGUUGCAUUGCUGCAGUUUCUGGGGGUUGAGUUGUCGUGGCCUCGGCAGGUUGCAUUGCUGCAGUUUCUGGGGGUUGAGUUGUCGCUGCCUCAGCAGGUUGCAUUGCUGCAGUUUCUGGGGUUUGAGUUGUCGCUGCCUCAACAGGUUGCAUUGCUGCAGUUUCUGGGGGUUGAGUUGUCGCUGCCUCAGCAGGUUGCAUUGCUGCAGUUUCUGGGGGUUGAGUUGUCGCUGCCUCAGCAGGUUGCAUUGCUGCAGUUUCUGGGGGUUGAGUUGUCGCGGCCUCAGCAGGUUGCAUUGCUGCAGUUUCUGGGGGUUGAGUUGUCACGGCCUCAGCAGGUUGCAUUGCUGCAGUUUCUGGGGGUUGAGUUGUCGCUGCCUCAGCAGGUUGCAUUGCUGCAGUUUCUGGGGAUUGAGUUGUGGCGGCCUCAGCAAGCUGUAUUGUUGCAGGUUCUAUGGAGAGAGUUGUUACAACUUUUGGGUUGGGAGCUGUUGUAG
Molecule: messenger RNA, 756 nt
Organism: Pristis pectinata (smalltooth sawfish)
Lineage: Eukaryota; Metazoa; Chordata; Chondrichthyes; Rhinopristiformes; Pristidae
Exons: 6
Coding region: 1-756 (251 amino acids)
Source: RefSeq, a predicted model, not a curated record